AUGAACAAGAGAAGAGACAACCGUGUUCAUUUCAUACGAUCGAGUCAUGAUGGAGGUGAGAUGGGAUCUUCAGGAGGAGGAGGUGGUGCAACGGCAUCAUCACCGACAACAACAGAGGUGAUCCCAUCCAUCGCAAGUAUUCGAAGACAAUACGAAGAAAGAGUCAUGCUUCUCGCGGAUGGCUUGACAAAGAUUUUAAAAGAUCUUCAAAAUGAUAAGGUCAUAUUGCAAAUGGAUAAAGAUAUAACAACGGCACCGCAUGUGAAGGAACGAAUACUCGAAAUUAUCAGGGAAGCUCUCAGGUCAGAGCAAGAAACUGUUAUUCAACGAUUGAUUGAGGAAAUGUCAAAAGUAGAGACCGAGCUCAAAUUAACAAAUGAAGAGUAUUCUAGGUGCCAAAAUGCACUCAAGCAAGAGUCAACCAGUAGGACGGAGAACGAGAAAAAGAUAAAUCAACUCAAACUAAAACUAAAAGACCUCGUGUCACUCCAAACAAAAACGGAAGGAUCUAAGGUUAAUGACCUGUAUGAAAAGGUUUUGAAUUUAGAGAAGGAGCUUUCAUUGAAGGAAAAUGAAUUGAAAAAGAAGAAAAAGUCCCUCUCAACAGAAAAAGAGGAAAAUCGACAAUUAUUUGAACAAAUGCAACAAAAAGAGUUAGAGAUGAACGAGUUACGAAGAAAGAUAGAAGAAUUGGUACUGGAAAAAGAAGAACGAGAUGAAAUUAUUGAAAAACUCGAGCAUAAAACGGAAAAGUACAAGGAAUCUUAUAAUGAAGAAUCCAAAGCAAGCAAAAUGACAAGUAAAAUGCUUAAAAAACGAUUGUUAGAAGUUGAGGAGCAGUUGAAAGAGAAAUCAGAACAAUCGAAAGAAGCAAAUAACAUUGUGAUGCGUGUUCAAGCUAAAAUCAUCAAAUAUAAGGAGAGAUUGGAGGAGACUGAACGAAAGAGAGAAAAGUUGGAGCAAGAUUUGAAACGUCUCAAAACAGACUCUGACGAAUGCUUGGAACGAGAACGAAAAGCUCAUAACGAAUUGCAAGCAGAAUUCUCAAAACGUCUCAACGAGCGAUUAGUUGAAAGCGAAAAGAGAAUUAGAGACACUUUUGAAAGCAAAAUAUUGUCACUGGAACGAGAGUUGCAUCAAAAGGAGGCUUUGGUACAGAAAUCACAAUUUGAUCAAAUUUACCAACAACAAAUGAUCAAUGGAAUGAAAACACUUCAACCUGAUCAAGUGGAUAAAAUGUUGGAAUUGUACGAAAGCAAACUCAAAGUAUUCCAGAAAGACUACCUUCCAAGGUCAGAUUACGACAAAAAAGUACAAGAACUUGAAACUAGAUUUUCCAGUGACAAGAAAGACAUGGAAAAGAAGUUUGAGUAUGAACUUGACUAUAAACUCAAAGAGCUUGAACAACGAAAGCAAAAAGAAUUUAAUAACACUCUUUCAAGUUUCAAGCAAGGAGCAAAACUUAUGGAAGAUGAACUCAUCGAGGAGCGUAAAACAACUAAAAAGCUCAAGAAAGAAAAUCUUGCAAAGGAAGAAGAGAUUCGAAGCGCUAGAGAAGAAAUCAAAUCUCUCGAAAAGAAGAAUAUGCAGUUGAGUAGUUACCUAGAUGAGUCCAACAGAAACAUUGAUUCUUUGAGAGACUACAUUGACAAGCAAACACAUGAACGAAAAGAACUUGAACACUACUAUUCAAGAAUGGCAGAAGAGGUCAAAAUGAUUAACGGCCAAUUAGAAGAAAUGAAGAGACAUGCCGAAAACUUGGACACCAUUGCACAACAAAAGAAGCAAGAAAACGCCAAACUCAAGGAGGCACUCGUCUCGGAGACCAACAAAGCGGAAGAGUUGACACAUGAAAAACAACAACUUGCACAAGAGAUGGAAAUUUUGAAGAAGGAGCACAAGAUUAUGUCAGACACUAUUAAUUACAGUUUGGACAACAUUUUACUAUCAUUACCAUCUUCUGACUUCAGGAAAUUCAAGAUGGCUUCCUCUAAAAUUGAUAAUAUUGAAGAUCUGUCCAAAGAGCUUGGAAAGAGCAUUGAAGAAUUUAAGUUGCAUCUUUCCAGGACGACACAAGACCUGAAAGACAAACAUGCUAGAGAGAUUAAAUUCCUUGAAGAAAGUAUCAAGAAAAAGAAACAAAAAGAAAACCUCGUAGAGUUCAAACUUAGAACAGAAGUCAGCAAUUUGAGAAGAGAACUUGACAAUCUCAAACAACAAACCAUUCUUUCCUUAUCUGCUUGGAAACAACAAUUCCAAACCUUUACAGAUAAUGUCCUUCAAAAGAGCUAUGAGGUUUCCUCUCUCAAGGACAAUGAACUCAUGAAGAAGAAGCAACAAUAUGAAAAGGAAGCCGCUGAAUUACGAUACCGAUACGAAAGAGACAAUCAAGAGCUUUCAAAUGCAUUGAUACUGAAAGAAACUGAGCUGAAUCAAAAGAUUUAUAGUCUGCAAUCUGAGCUUCGAGAUGUUAUUCAAGACAAAUCAGCGGAAAUCGUCGAGAAGAAUAAUUAUUUGAAGAAAGUAGAGGAUUUGAAGAGAUUUGUUAAAUUAAUGGCCGAGCACGUAAAUAUUCCUUCAGAUAUCACUUCGGGCAUUCUUUCACAACAUUCUGACAUUGUGGAGAGAUCGAUGAACCAUCUCUCAACGCUCAUGCUCAAUUUCACAAAGGAAAGAGAGCAACAACGCAUUCAACUAGAGAGAAUGGGAGAAGAUUUCAACAACCUCAGAUCUCAAAUGGCAAUCAGUGAAGAUUCUUACAAGAAACUUGAAAAAACAAAAUCUAGGCUUCAACUUGAAAAUGAAAAGUUGAAAAAUUUAUGUGAAGAGCGAUAUGCAGAGAUUGUGGAGAAUUUGACUCAUAUCCGAGAUGAAGUUCAACUUUUGGAAAAUAGAUACGAAAAGGAUGUCAAAGAUUCAACAAUACGAGCUAGGGAAUCUUUUGAAAACCAAAUUAAGGCCAUGACAGAAACUUUGAAUCACAGCGUUGAGAGUGUAAAUAUGCUAUUUUCUGAUAAGGAGAAGUAUGAAGUCAAUGUGACAGAAAUUAGGCGGCAGUUGGACGAAGCAAGAAGAGAAAACGAAAAGAAGUCGUCACAAAUUCUAGACUUGCAAAAACAACGAGAUCAAGAACGACAAGAAAAUUUAACUCUCAAGAAGGAAGUUUCGAAUCGUGAAAAGACUAUUUCUCAACUUGAACGUGAAAAGGAAUAUUUAAAUCUUAAAACCUCAAAAUUAGAAAAGAAGUCCAACAAACUCAAAGAAAUGAUGAGCACUGUUGCUGCUUCUGCUGCCAAUUUAGAUGUAAAUAUUCAACAAUAG
This is a messenger RNA of Naegleria lovaniensis, 3321 nucleotides long. RefSeq lists its product as uncharacterized. Bases 1 to 3321 code for a protein of 1106 amino acids. The transcript is spliced from 4 exons. The record is from RefSeq and is a predicted model, not a curated record. NCBI's taxonomy places the organism in Eukaryota, Heterolobosea, Eutetramitea, Acrasida, Naegleriidae.